Messenger RNA from Doryrhamphus excisus (bluestripe pipefish), 4226 nucleotides. RefSeq names its product anoctamin 5b (gene ano5b). Gene Ontology annotation, biological process: chloride transmembrane transport. Gene Ontology annotation, molecular function: chloride channel activity; protein dimerization activity. Gene Ontology annotation, cellular component: plasma membrane. Lineage: Eukaryota; Metazoa; Chordata; Actinopteri; Syngnathiformes; Syngnathidae. The record is from RefSeq and is a predicted model, not a curated record.
UUUUAUGGAGUACCUCCUCUGAUCCGGUAGCGUCUGGGAACCAGGAGGCUUCACUUUCGUUGGGAUCCUUCCCCAAAAUGUGCUAAAAGAUGCUUCUGUAAUAUUUUUUUUAUUAUUGAUCCGGAUUCGAUCAGCAUCCUCGGUGAAUGGUGAAUCCUUUCGUUCACAUGGUGGAUAUACAGUGCCACAGUGGCACCCCCCCACCCCCUCUGCCCUCCCCCAGUCACAAGCCUCUCUCUGACUGAGCACAUAGUCGGCCGCAAUGAGGAGAAUAACGGGCAAGUCGAAGGAUGAAACUUUGAUCGAGCUGCAGAACACCACCGACUUUCACACCGGAGAUGGCCUUGCCGUGCUGACUGCGUUCAGGACCAACCUGCACACAGAUGAAAACGGUGGAAAUGGCGUCAAUUCAUUAUCUGAGAGGGAAACGCUGCCAGGACAUACUGAGACUGAGAAGUUACAACCCAACAAGGACACUGUGUUCUUUCGGGAUGGCGUGCGGAGGAUCGACUUUGUGCUGUCUUACGUGGACGACAAAGACGGAGAGAAGAAACAGGAGAGGAGGAGGGAGUUUGAAGCCAACCUUGAAAAAGCUGGACUGGAACUGGAGACAGAAGACAAAACUGACUCCAAAGACCAAAAAACAUACUUCCUGAAGAUCCACGCUCCGUGGGACGUUCUGGCUACCUACGCCGACGUCUUGAAGAUCAAGGUCCCCUUCAAGGCUAGCGAUAUCCCUCACGGCCAGGAUGUUCCUCUGGAAUGGCUCUCGCAUCCUUUCCGCUUACCCGAACACAUCAUGCACCCUCAGCCCGAUUAUUUCACGUAUCCCUUCGACAAACGCAAGACUGACUUCUUCCUCAUUAACGACAAGGACACCUUUUUCCCGCCUUCCACCAGAAACAGAAUCGUGUUCUACAUCUUGGCUCGAUGUCCGUACUACAAAGAUGGCGGACUAGCUAAAGACAAAACAGGGAUUAAGAGACUACUCAGCAACGGGACGUACACAGCAGCGUUCCCGCUUCAUGAUUGUCGUUACUGGAAGAGGGCAAGAGACGCCGAAUGUGAGAGCGAGCGCUACAACCUGUACAAGCACUGGGCAAGGUUUCUGUGCUUUUACAAAGAACAGCCGCUUAACCUCAUCAGGAAGUACUACGGGGAAAAAAUCGGCAUCUACUUUGCGUGGCUGGGCUUCUACACCGAGAUGUUGUUCUUUGCAGCCGUCAUGGGUUUCAUAUGUUUCACCUACGGGGUGCUAAGCUACGACGACAACAUAUCCAGCAAGGAGAUCUGUGACCGUAACAUUGGAGGUAGCAUCGUCAUGUGCCCGUUAUGCGACAAAAAGUGCUCUUUCUGGAAGCUCAACUCCACAUGCCUCUCAUCCUGGCAAUCCCAUCUUUUCGACAAUGAGGGGACCGUGUUCUUUGCCAUAUUCAUGGGGAUUUGGGUAACUCUCUUCUUGGAGUUCUGGAAGCGGCGUCAGGCCCGGCUGGAGUACGAGUGGGACCUGGUGGACUUUGAAGAGGAACAGCAACAGCUUCAAAUCCGGCCCGAGUUUGAAAUCCGAUGCACCAACAGGAGACUCAACAAGAUCACUCAGGAAAUGGAACCGUAUCUCCCUAUCACCAGCAAGUGUGCCCGCUUCUGCCUUUCUGGAACCACAGUCAUCUUCUGGAUCUCUCUGAUUCUGGCCUGUAUUAUCGGCGUCAUCGCGUACCGACUGGCCGUGUAUGCCGCCUUUGCCAGUAUCAUCAAGGACCCCAUGAGGAAGAUCCAGGUGGUGGGCAGGUUCAUCACGCCACAACUGGCCACUUCUGUGACUGCUUCCUGUAUCAACUUUGUCAUCAUCAUGAUCCUCAACUUCUUCUACGAGAGGGUGGCGGUCUGGAUCACAGAUAUGGAGAUCCCAAAGACCCAUUUGGAGUACGAGAACCGGCUCACCAUGAAGAUGUUCCUCUUCCAGUUUGUCAACUAUUACUCCUCCUGCUUCUAUGUCGCAUUCUUCAAGGGAAAAUUUGUGGGUUUCCCUGGUGAAUAUUCAUAUAUGUUUGGAAAGUGGAGCAAACUGAGGAACGAAGAGUGUGACCCUGGAGGCUGUCUGAUUGAGCUGACCACUCAGCUGGUGAUUGUCAUGGCAGGAAAACAACUAUGGGGAAACAUCCAGGAAGCCCUGCUGCCGUUGAUGCGAAACUGGUGGAGUAGCCGAAGAGGACGCCACCAUCCUGAGAAUCAUUACAGCCGCUGGGAGCAGGACCACGUCCUGCAGAACUUCAGCCAGCUUGGAUUGUUCUACGAGUACUUGGAGAUGGUCGUCCAGUUUGGCUUCAUCACGUUGUUUGUGGCCUCGUUUCCUUUGGCUCCUGUCCUCGCUCUUUUCAACAAUAUUCUGGAGAUUCGGGUGGACGCUUGGAAGUUCACCACGCAGUUCAGACGACCCGUUGCAUCCAAGGCUCGAAACAUCGGCGCAUGGCAGGAGAUUCUCAACGCAGUCGCCAUAUUGUCUGUGGUUACCAAUGCCUUCAUCAUGGCGUUCACCUCGGACAUGAUCCCCCGUUUGGUCUACCUCUAUGCGUACAGUAAAGAGGCCUCCAUGAGGGGCUACGUGAACAACAGCUUGUCGGUAUACAACAUCUCGCAGAUCCCUGAACACAACAUGCCAGAAGAGCAAGCCAGCUGGUUUGAUAAUUCAACCGCCAACUGCAGAUACCGAGAUUAUCGCUACCCCCCGGGGCACCACAAGGAAUAUACCCACACCAUGCAGUUCUGGCACAUACUCGCCGCCAAAAUGGCCUUCAUCAUCAUCAUGGAACACGUGGUGUUCGUGGUGAAAUUCUUCGUAGCGUGGAUGAUUCCGGACGUGCCUUCGGAUGUGAAGGCGCGCAUUAAACGGGAACGCUACCUGAUUCAAGAGUACCUGCAUAACUACGAAGUGGAGAGGCUGAAACUUCAACUGAGCGCCAGUUUCGUCACCGAGACGUCCACGGAAUUGGAUAAGCAUGAAGUGCUGUCCGAGUGCCUGUGAACCGGAAUGCCGGUUUGAAACUGCUGAUGCUAGCAUCCAAAAUGCUAGUUUUUUUUCUUCUUUGUUUUUUUUAAUGGGCUUAAUCACCUGCUAUGAAAUAUUCCUAUAUUAGGAUGCCAGCGUCUACUUCUUGAGUGCAUGUAGCGUUUGUGUGCCGUAGGAAAGCGGAAAAUGCCUUCUUUCCUUCCUCUUCCGUAUAUAUUUAAGUCUUUUUUUUAAUUUAAAAUAUUUUCACCUCCUGCAUGUGAUAAAGCAGGGGUCUCAAAUAUGCGGCCCGCGGGCCGAAUGUGGUCCGCCGGACACUACUUUGAGGCCCCCCGCCUCGAGUUUGAUAUGGAUGCCGUAUGGUAUCAUGUACCCAGAAAAAAAAUCAUUACGUUUUUAUUAAUGUUCAUGUUAAAGGUUAAAUAACUGUUAAUAGUUGUCCUCCCUAUCCGUGUGGAAGUGGUCAUUUUUUUGGCGGUUUAAGUUGAAAGGAAAUAACUUGAAGGCUACCGUUUAGGUGGCUAGCGCUCUAGUUUGCGAGUUAGCAUGUGUCUCAAGACCCCUUGCAGUUGCGCAAUAUGUUGUAAAUAAAAAAAAAGAGUAUAAAUGUGACUAUAGUCGUGUUUUGUCAUGUCUACAGGGCUCUAAUAAUGCUUUGUUCAUUUUAAUAUGAAAAAAAUUAAUUUGUCUACCCGCCGACUAUAUGUGGUUUUUUAAGUUUUUAUUAUUUGCUGUUUUAUUAUUAUUAUUAUUAUUAUUAUAUUUAUUUAUUACUGAUUUAUUGAUUUUAAUUAUUCUUGAUUUGUUUAUUUAUUUUUCAUAUUAUUUUGUGUAGAAAAAUAAAAAGUAAGAUAUAAAAACCAAAGCGAAGUUUUUUAAAUUUUAAUUAAUACGUUUUUUUUUUUAAUAAAAUAAAUUUUAAUAAAUGUGUUUUUUUUUUUUUUUUUUUUUUUUAAACCUGAUGCGGCCCAGUCUCACCCAGACCCGAGCUCCAGUGCCCCCCCCCCCAAGUAAAUUGAGUUUGAGACCCCUGUGAUAAAGCUAUACUGUAUAUUGUACUGUACUGCUGAUGACAAAUAUUCUCAUUGCUGAUGGUGAUAAUGGGAUAAUAAUCAUAAUGAAAUAUGUAAAAGCUAUAAGAUUCCCACAUAUGUCGCUUAAGUGUUUUAUGUUGUGUCCAAAUAAAAGGAACCUCUUGUAACUAUCUUAUAUAUUUACU